UCAUUAAAUCUGACGCACUUCUGGUCUGUUGGGCGUCGGUGGAGUUUUUGUCCAAAUGAGUGUGUUAUUGUUGUAUCGCAUCGGCUGUCAGGCUUUUCUUUCCUUAGGUUCCAGCUGGAUGUUGAAAGCCAACGUGAACACUAACGAUGUUCUUUGGUAGACGAAGGCAAUAAUGGCGACAUGGGUAGUGUUCGGUUGCGGUGAAAAGAUGCACGCCUAGCAUACAGCGACGUCCGAACUAACGGCUUCAUGAAGCUGCCUACUGCCCACAAGUAGCUUACAAAAAGUGUCAAUCUGUGUCAACAAUGGAGGUCUCUCAGGUGACCCUGACUGUGAGAGGAGAAACAUCUCCAGGGGAGGUAAUUGCCGUAGUUGGAAGCUGUGAAGCGUUGGGCUGCUGGAGCCAUGAAAAAGCAGCAACCUUGCACCCCCACAGUGACGAAGGGAGUACAUGGACGACAACGCUUGCCAUCCCCAUGGGAGGUGUCGUAAAAUAUCGCUAUUUUAAAGGAUUCUUUCUGGAGUCAAAGAGUGCAGGCGGUCCUUGUCAGGUGAUAGUCAAUAUGUGGGAGACCCAUCAUCAGCCCCGCAGCUUGAGCCCCACAGCAUCUCACCUGAGUGUAAGCGAUGGCCAUUUUGGAAUACACAACGGGGUGAAGUGUGUCGACAAUGGUUGGUUGACGUGCCAGACGGAGAUUCGCUUGCGUCUGCACUUUUCCAAGACAUCUCCGGUGUCUAUCACUAAGAAGAAGUUUAAGAAGUCUCGCUUCAGGAUCAAAUUGACCCUAGAGGGCAUCGAGGAAGAGGAAGAAGACGAGGAGGAAGACAUAAAAAGCCCCUCAGCCCUGCAAAAGAUAACCACCACUAUGGAGAUUAGCAUGAUCACCGCUAAAGCCUACAAGUCGCGCCACUCUCAACCUGAGUGCGGUUAUGCCCUGGAGCCUUCGCGCUGGACCGAGUACAGCAUCCACACCAUGGACCCUGACAAUCUGGAGCUCACCUUUGAGUUCUUUGAGGAGGAGCUGAGUGAGCCCGUGGUCCAGGGCGACGCUCAGCCGGGUCACGUGGGCACCGCCUGCCUUCUCUCGUCCACCUUCCGGGAAAGCGGCAAGGACAACGGCGUGGUCACGCUGCCCAUCAUGGGACGCAAUUCCCGGCAGACCAUCGGCAAAGUCCGAGUGGACUACCUGGUGAUCAGGCCCAUAGCGGGGCUGCAGUGCGACAUGAGAGCAUCCUUCACCAAAUACUGGAAAAAAAGAAGCGCUCUGGAUGUGGGGCACAGAGGAGCUGGCAGCUCGCACGCCGCCAAGCACCACAAAGUGCGAGAGAACACCAUUGCCUCGUUCAAAAGCGCCGCCGAGCAUGGCGCCCCUUAUGUGGAGUUUGACGUCCACCUCUCCAAGGACGCUGUUCCCAUCGUGUACCACGACCUUACCUGCUGCAUCUCUACCAAGAAGAAAAACAACCAGACUCUGGAGCUCAUUGAGGUGCCAGUGAAAGACCUGACAUUUGAUCAGCUGCAGCUUCUGAAGCUGGCUCAUGUUGCUGCCUUGAAGGAAAACGAUCUAAAAGACAUACUGGAAGACGAGGAUGAGAUUGAUGAGCAUCAGCCCUUCCCGUCGCUUUCGCAGAUUUUCCAGGCCCUUCCUGAACACGUGGGCUUCAACAUUGAGCUGAAGUGGAUCUGUCAGAUGAAGGACGGGUCAUGGGACGGCAACAUGUCAACCUUCUUCAACGUGAACAAGUUCCUAGACAUCAUCCUGUCUUGCGUUCUGCAGAAUGGAGGCAAAAGACGUGUAGUGUUCUCCUGCUUUGACCCUAAUAUCUGCUCCAUGGUGCGCCACAAGCAGAACAAGUACCCAAUCCUCUUCCUGACUCAGGGAAUCUCCAAGAUGUACCCGGAGCUGAUGGACAUCCGCUGCCAGACCACAGAGAUUGCCAUUAGCUUCGCCCAGAGCGAAGACAUCCUGGGAAUCAGCGCUCACACUGAAGAGCUGCUGACAAACCUGAGCCUGAUCGGGGAGGCGCAGAGCAAAGGCCUGGUGGUCUUUAGCUGGGGCGAUGACAACAACGAGCACGAGAACAGGAAGCGGCUGAGACAGCAAGGCAUCGACGGCCUCAUCUAUGACAGGAUCUGUGAGGACCAAGGAGAGCAGCCCAACAUCUUUAAGGUGGAGGAGCAACACUCCCUGCAGGAGGUGAUCACAGAGGAGACCCUCAAGAACUGCGCCUGCUCCUGCUAUUCCAUCCGUUGCUCUACAGCGCCGUGCGUCGCCUCCAAGGAGCGGGCCGGGAGCGCUGAGUCCGACUCUGGCCUCAGCUCCUCGUAGCACACUCCUCGUCCUCACAAAAGGGUUUGUGUACAUUAUUAUCAUCAACAAAGCAAUUUUUGAGUAGACAUUAGCAUAUAAUACUCUUUUAAAACACUUCUAUGAAUGCGCACAAGUCUGCUGUCGCGUAAUAUGAUUGCAGUGAGAAGUAGUGCUGAGGACAGACAUCUAUCAAGCAGGGAUAUUACAUAUGUGACAUGAGCCAAUACGUUGUAUCGAUUCAUAGUGCAUGCAAUACAAAGCAGGUGCCAUUGUUUGUUUGUGUGUGCAUUUAGCCAUUACCUUAAGACAGGGGUGUUUUAACAUAGCACAUUUCUUAAACAACUAAAUGUUUAUUGUAUAAAAAAUCAAUGGGAGCUCUUAAUUGUUACAUAUUUAUGCGUCUUGGUGCACAUGAAGAUGGAACUCUAGAUUUUGAUUUCCGUCUAAUAAAUAAAACUUUACUUAAAAACCCUUUUUAUAAAUAUGCUUUUGCACAUAUUUGGACACUGUUGUGGCUAAAUAACACAUUUAGCAUGUCCAAUAUUGAUGUUGCUCAUGUUACAAAGCUGUAUAGUAUGGGUUUAUUGACUAUGAUAUCAAGUUAUUAUUAACCAAACACAGCAAUAACCCAAUUGCCCCUGGUACUGCUGGCAUAAAAGGUUAGAAAAACUUUUUUUUUUCUAAAAACCGCAGCUGAAGCGGAGACUGUUUUUUUUUUUAGAUAUAUUUAAGUGCUUAGCAUUUCUUAACCUACAUAUGAUGGAUGUUUUUGAUUAACAAAAAAUAAAGAAUAUCUAAUUGGUCCCCGCUAUGUUUUAUUUUUUAGGAAAUUAAUUUGAACACCCCUGCCUUAACGCUUCUUUUGAUUGAGCAACUAUGUAAUUGGUAGUUGAUAUAUUUUAAGUUGUGCUUUUUCACACAAUUGUUCAGGUUGCCAUUUAUGGACUUGUUAACUUGAAGGAUGUGAAAAAAGUUCCACAUGUCAGCAUUACCUUUUAGACUAUCAGUGUUUGAGCUGGUAUCUGAUUUCAUGUUAUAAAGUUCACAUUGUACAGCCUUACAGUAUAAUGGCAGGUGGGGGACUAAUUUUAUUUUUUUUUCUGUUACAAUAUUACUGUUUCCCUCAGUAUUCAUCACUUAUUGCAGAGCUUCACAGAUCCACUUUAUUGCAGGGCAGUGUAUCUUCUGGAAAUUACACUUGCAGUGAAAUAAUGUAUGGUUGUUACAUUUACACCAGUGGAGUAGUCACACAUCAGGGUGUGAAGAAGUGUGCAUCCCUGCGUAAAUGAAAUAAACUUUUUGGGCGG
Messenger RNA from Entelurus aequoreus (snake pipefish), 3619 nucleotides. It is a transcript of the gene gpcpd1, whose product is annotated as glycerophosphocholine phosphodiesterase 1. Gene Ontology annotation, molecular function: starch binding; glycerophosphocholine phosphodiesterase activity. Gene Ontology annotation, biological process: glycerophospholipid catabolic process. The coding region runs from base 306 to 2330 and encodes 674 amino acids. The record is from RefSeq and is a predicted model, not a curated record. Lineage: Eukaryota; Metazoa; Chordata; Actinopteri; Syngnathiformes; Syngnathidae. The transcript is spliced from 20 exons.